GUUGCUGUCCGGGAAGAUUUUACACACAGGAGCGUCGACGGAGAGCAAAGAAAGUCCUUUAUUUUAAGAACAUCUUCCACGUCAGUAUGCGAUUAAUUUAGCUUUGAAUGUAAGCGGAGCAUCGAGCAUCGGAUUUUGUAUUCAGAAACUCUGACAACACAGGCCGUCAACAUGAACUCCGUACAGUCGUCUGUGCGAUCCCUCAUGCUAAUGUUCGAUGGCAAAACCAAGGAAUUCAUCAAUGACAUUGAAAAUAUUGACAUGGUGUGGCUUAAGGAGAUCCAACAAGAAGCCAACCGGAUGUUUUCAAGAGAUUUUAAUGCUGAACCAGAAUUAAUGCCAAAAACACCAUCACAGAAGAAGAAUAGUCGCAGGAAGCGUGUAUCUUUGGGGCGUCAGGAAGAUAAUCCAACCAAGCGAAGGUUUUCAAAGGGGAAGCGCAGUAACCUUCGUCGCUCCUCUGUCAAAUCACUGAACUUCAUUACCGAAGAACAGGCCAUUCCUGAAGCCUCCACUUCAGAAACCACACAGCCUAAACGCACCACCCGCAAAAACAAGCAAGCACAGUCUGAGGUGGCAGAGGACGUGGGCCAGGUAUCUCCUGUCAGCUGUAAAACCGGGGAGACGGAGAACAAGAAGCCUGAGCUGGUAGAGGAUGUUGAGACAGGUGACAUUAACACGUCAUACGCUGAAGGAGCAGAGCAGGAAGACACAUGUAGCACUGUCCCGUCUCCUCCUAAAAUUCCCCUACCAGAGCUCGUUGUUGGAAUCUCCGUGACAGAUCGCCUCUCUGCUGAGCAAGCUAAAGUGCAGGAGCCUUCUCCUGGCCGAGGUGCUGCAAAGAUUGCAAUCGCUGGAGCGGCUCGAAGCUCGCGCCGGAGCUCUGUACGGUGCUCCCUAAAGCUACGUCACUCUCUGGCUGGUCUGCGACACAGUAUGACCCAGGAGUCUGUUCGCCGCGCCUCACGCCGUUCCAUGCUCAAGAAGGCGGCGGCUCACUUGGAGAACUCUACAUGCAGCAGCAACGUUGAUGAGGAAUCUAGCAUCGAGGAGGUGGACAGAGAGACGGCGACAGAAGCUUCAACAGCUGAUUCAGAGAAUAGUGAGGAAACAUCUGACUCUCCAGAGAUCCAGAUUGAACAGCGUGUGAAACCAUCUUUUGCACGCGUCACUCGAUCGGUGGCUGCAAACUCUCCCACACUGGCGCCUCCACCAUUGUAUACUGCUGAGCUGACAGUGAGCACUCCCACCAGGAAAGCGGAGAAGCAACUGCUUUCCAAGUCGGGUCGUAGGUCACGGCUGAGUACCAAACGCAAAGCACCAGAUACUGUAGAGGAAAGUCCCACAAAGAGGUUCUCUCCUCCCAAAAAGAGUCAAAGUGCAAUCAAACCCAACAUGAGGUCCUUCCUCCAAACUGUACACAAAAAUCAGAUGCUGAUGAUGACUCCCAAUUCCCUCGGACGGUCCAAUGUUAUCAAAUCCUUCAUCAAACACACCACUCCUAUGAAGACUGAUUUUAAGAUGAGUUUUGGUACAGUGACAAAGGAGCGUCACAAGCUUGAAGCGCUGAAGAAAAAACAGGAGCAAGAGGAGGAGAGAAUGAAGAAAAUGGAGGAGGAGAAGAAAAGGAAACAGGACGAACUUAAAAGGAAGAGGGAUGAGAGGCUAAGAAGAGUGUUUGAGGCCAAAGUAAAGGAGGAACUGAGGGAAGAAGAAAAGAAAAAGAAGAUUGAGCAGAAAAUGGCCAACAUUGAUGAGAAAAAUGACAAGCGCCACGCAGAGGAGAAGGCGAAGAAGAAGGUGGCCGUUAAACGUCAGGAGGAGGUGGAGCAGCAGAAGAAGAAGUUGGAAGAGGAGGCUAGAAAAAAGAAACUUCAGCAAGCAGAAGAAGAAAAGCGGCAGCAGGAGUUACUUGCCAAGAAGAAGGCAGAGGAGGAACAGCAAGCUCGUAAGCUGGCUGAAGCUCGCAGAGCAUUGGAGCUGAAGAGGGAGCAGGAGCGCGAGAGGGAGAGAGAGCUGGAGAGAGAGCGACAAGCUGCUGCUGAAAGGGAGCGGGUGGAAAAAGAAAAAGCUCUAGCUCUGCAUCGAGAACUGGAGAGAGCUGCAAGAGAGAAAGAGAGGAGAGAACUGGAGGAGAAGAGAAAGGCACUGGAGGAGAAGAGAAAACUGGAGGAGCAGCUGAGAAAAGCAGCUGAGGAGAAUGCUGCGAGAGAAGCUGCGAGGCAGAGAGAAGCUGCGAGGCAGAGAGAAGCUGCUGCCAAACAGGCUGCUGAGUCAAAGACUGCCAUGAAUGUCACUGUGGAUAUUGAGAGCUCUGUAAUGUCCACACCUGUAGGAAAGGGCUGUGGCCUGAAUGUGACGGUUGAUAUCGUGAAAUCACCACAGUCCUACGCCAUCACUCCAAAGGGGGGGAACAAACCUUUGAUCAUGUCAAAAAGUACAGAGGAUUACGGAAUGGAUCAAAACAGUGACGACUCUACUGAUGAUGAGUCUGCCCCGAGGAAACCUAUUCCAUCCUGGGCAGAAGGUCAAAACUUGCAGAAGACAAUAAUGAAGCAGUACUUCAACCCUCUGAAUUUGGACUCUUUCUUCGGCGCUAUUGAACCACCAAAACUGGAAAACAUCUUUUACAAGAGCAAGCCGCGGUAUUAUAAGCGCACCAGCUCUGCUGUGUGGCACUCUCCUCCAAUUGGAACCAAAUAAUGUCUGUACACUGAUACAGAUGACAUGGCUGUACAAAUUUGUAUGUUUAGUUUUUAAGUCUGUUUUAAAUAAAGCAACCACUUCCUUUUCUUAUGUUUUUUAUUCCAAUGUUAAAUCUGUCUUCUUUGGGUAUUUUAGGAAUGUUGUUACUAGAAUGUAAGAUGUUAUGGGUUUUACGUGAUACACAAGUGAAGAGAUCAAUGCUUCAUUCUUGUACUUGAAAAUGGGUAUGUGGGAUGUGAAGUCUAUCCUGUUUGAUAAGUCAACGUUUUAAUUUGUAUCAUGUAUGUACUGACUGUGUGUGAUAGAAUUCACAUGUUUGGGAUUUAUUCAAGUGCAUUAAAUGGUUGGAUCUGCCAAA
Messenger RNA from Labrus mixtus (cuckoo wrasse), 3064 nucleotides. It is a transcript of the gene incenp, whose product is annotated as inner centromere protein. Gene Ontology annotation, cellular component: kinetochore; chromosome passenger complex; meiotic spindle midzone. The record is from RefSeq and is a predicted model, not a curated record. Gene Ontology annotation, molecular function: protein serine/threonine kinase activator activity. Lineage: Eukaryota; Metazoa; Chordata; Actinopteri; Labriformes; Labridae. The transcript is spliced from 21 exons. Gene Ontology annotation, biological process: mitotic cytokinesis; meiotic spindle midzone assembly; positive regulation of protein serine/threonine kinase activity. The coding region runs from base 172 to 2703 and encodes 843 amino acids.